Messenger RNA from Sinocyclocheilus rhinocerous, 3658 nucleotides. Its product is annotated as cytoplasmic polyadenylation element-binding protein 4-like. The annotation marks the transcript as partial. Lineage: Eukaryota; Metazoa; Chordata; Actinopteri; Cypriniformes; Cyprinidae. Gene Ontology annotation, cellular component: cytoplasm; nucleus; synapse. Gene Ontology annotation, biological process: negative regulation of cytoplasmic translation. Gene Ontology annotation, molecular function: mRNA regulatory element binding translation repressor activity; ribosome binding; mRNA 3'-UTR binding. The transcript has 10 exons. The record is from RefSeq and is a predicted model, not a curated record.
ACAACUGCUAUGCCCCCCAACCCUUCCACCUUGAUCGAAGAGGUUGGCUUUUUCAAUCAGGCUGCUACUACUAACAAUGCUCCUCCUCCGCUGCUAUUUCAAAGUUUCUCUCAUCACACCAGUACAGGAUUCGGGGGGAACUUCUCCCACCAGAUAGGGCCUCUAUCUCAGCACCAUCCAUCUCCUCAUCCUCACUUCCAGCACCCUCAUAAUCAGCACCGCAGGUCCUCGGCCAGCCCCCAUCAACCUCCCUUCUCCCACCGCAGUGCUGCUUUCAGCCAGUUGCCCCAUUUGGGGAACAACCUAAGCAAGUCUCCUUCCCCCUGGGGGAGCUAUCAGAGCCCCUCGUCCACCCCAUCUUCUACUUCAUGGAGCCCAGGUGGAGGGUAUGGAGGCUGGGGAAGCUCUCAGGGACGGGAGUAUCGCCGAGGGCUGAACGGAGGGGUCAAUCCCCUCAACUCGAUCUCUCCUUUAAAGAAAUCUUUCCCAAAUAGCCAAACCCCAACACAGAAGUAUCCCCGCAACAACUCUGGCUUCAACACUAAACCCUGGAUGGAGGAUACCAUAAACCGCAACGAUAGCAUCUUUCCUUUUCAGGAGCGCAGUCGGUCCUUUGAUGGUUUCAGCAUGCACUCUCUAGAGAACUCUCUGAUCGACAUCAUGAGAGCCGAGCAGGAUUCCUUGAAAGCGAGGAAUUACGGGAGGCGACGAGGUCACUCAUCGUUGUUUCCCAUGGAUGAUGAGCGGACUUAUGGAGAGGAUGACAGGUCUGAUCAGAGUCUGGGAGGACUGGGCUCACCACACAGUUUCCCUCACCAAAAUGGCGAACGCAUUGAGCGCUAUUCUCGCAAGGUCUUUGUUGGUGGUCUACCUCCGGACAUAGAUGAAGACGAGAUCACUGCCAGUUUCCGACGCUUUGGACAUUUGUUUGUGGACUGGCCUCACAAAGCAGAAAGCAAAUCAUAUUUUCCACCAAAAGGUUAUGCGUUCCUUCUGUUUCAAGACGAGAGCUCGGUCCAGGCACUGAUAGACGCUUGUAUGGAAGAGGAUGGGAAGCUCUAUCUCUGUGUCUCUAGUCCUACAAUCAAAGACAAGCCAGUCCAGAUACGACCCUGGAAUUUGAACGACAGUGACUUUGUGAUGGAUGGCUCUCAGCCCCUUGACCCCAGAAAAACAAUCUUUGUUGGGGGAGUUCCACGACCUCUACGAGCUGGUUUGUUUGUAAGCACGUAUGUUCAUUUAUGCACUCAUGCUCGCUUUGUGCAGCUGCAACACGGAGAGAUCGAUAAACGGGUGGAAGUGAAGCCAUAUGUACUGGAUGACCAGCUGUGUGAUGAGUGUCAGGGCACGCGUUGUGGGGGCAAGUUCGCUCCAUUCUUCUGUGCUAAUGUCACUUGUCUUCAGUACUACUGUGAAUACUGCUGGGCAGCCAUUCACUCGCGUGCCGGACGGGAGUUUCACAAGCCUCUAGUGAAGGAGGGAGGAGACCGGCCUCGCCACAUCUCCUUCCGCUGGAACUGAUCGGGAGGUCAAGGCUGUGCUAUUCAUUCAUAUACAUGCACUUUUCAUUUUGCUAAGUCCUUUUUAUUUGGAGUUCUUUUUUAAGUCUGAAAUUGUAUUUAUUCUUAAGUUUUUAAUUUUUUUUUUGCAGAAGAGAAUGCUAAAAGAAAAUGGUGUAAUCCUGAUUUUUGUUGAAAAGCUACAUUGGUGUGCAUGAAGACUUGAAUGCAUUAGAUUUAAAAAAAUAUAGAUGUUUAGCCUGACUUGACUCUGAAUUACUGUUCUAUCUUUAUUCUCUCGGAGCCUCAUCUUUUGUUUGUAAUGGGUCACAUUUUCACUUUAAACUGUUGAAGGCUACACACAAAGAGGCUGGAAACGUAAGGGUUCGAGCCUCGUUCAUAUGACUUUAAUGUUGAGGUUUGACUAAUCUUAAAUGGCUGCAUGGCAAAUGUGGAUUCACAGUUACUCCUUCAACAAAAUGCACAGUAACGACGAACGAGACCACAAGCUAUUGUAUGAGUGACUUAAAAUGACAUUUUAAGGGGUUCAUUCUGGAAUGGAUUAUAUGGACUGGUUCUAACAUUUAAGGCAAAUCUUUGUGAUUAAGUGGAAAAAAGAUUUAUAAUAUUAAAAUCCUUUAGAGGUUCUCAUUCUAACAAUGCUCAGACACUGUAAGAUUACUAUUAAACUGCUUCCAAGUUACCUAUAACUUAAUCAAGCGUAAGAUCUGAGGCAAGGCUAACGGACAACAACUGAGAACAGCAGUGAUGCAGGAUCCAGUUUUUAGGUCAGGCAAACCAAAGAUGAGCCUUAGAGAUGUCCUACUGUCUGUGAUACAAUGAAGAUUAUAUAUAUAUAUAUGAUAAAAAGCUUAAAUUUAAUUGGUUUGAUGGGUUAAAAAAAGAAUGAAAUCUAUUAACUUAAGUAUUUAUGAUUCUUGUAAUGGUUAUGGCAGUAACUUUGGCUCAUUUGUCAGGGAUUUUGUGCUAAAAGGUAACUCAAUGUUGUAGUAUUUGCUAAUGAGAAAUUACCAUGUGUUGCAUUGAUAGUGUUUUACUGCAUGGGUUUUGCCAUGGGUUCAUUGGUGUUCUAACAGAGCAUUGCAGUAGCGGAGCACAUUUCAAAGAAUUUGAAAAACAAAUAUUAUUUUUUACAUGGUCUGCUGAUUUUUGUACUGUGUUUUAUAGCCAAUUAUUUUGUCAUGGACGUAAAACCAUUAUGCACUACUUUUCUAAAUAUUGUUUUUCAAGUCACUUUUUUCCACAAAUGGAAAGUCCUUUUGUGAUAACUUUUCUUUUUUUCACUUGUUGAAUAUCGAUUUUGUACCUUUUGUUACUGAGAGAUCUGGUUAUAACGCAAGCAUACCUUAAGGAAAAGAAAAAAAGCUAAUAUAAUUUUGUUUAGGUUAUGUAUUUACGUGCUGAAAUCCCUAGAUUGUCACAUAUAUAUAUAUUUAGGUGACCGUAUUGUUGAAACUAAUAUCUAAUAUUUGCAAAAUGCAAACUGUGCUGUCUUAAAUGGAGAAAGUAAAUAUUGAAUCUAGCAUGACACAAAUUCCUUAAAAUGUGUGGUACAUGUAGAAAUAUAUACCUAUCCAGUACCCACCCACUAUCAGUUACGAGAAUGAUGAUACCUCCCUCAUUAUUGGCUGUAGAAAAUAAAAUAAUUAACACUGUAAAUUAGAGUAAUGUUAGGAUGCACCUUGUAUCACAAUGAUGAAUGUUCCAUAUUGAAAUAUCAAUGUUUACUGUUAUGUAUAAUUCUGAGAGGUAACAAGAUUCAUUUAUUCAUUAGGUACGCAUGAGCUAAAUGAAUAAGUUAGGGUUUAGUUAUUUUCAAUUGCUUUAAUAGUACUUUUAUUUGAACCCUUUCCCCACACUUGCAGUUAUAUGUUCCUUGCCCAUGCACAAAGUGUGCAUACCCCACUUUACUGUGUUUACUAGAUGACAAAAAGAAGCAUAGGAGAGGGUGAUUAGUCGCAUAUUGAUUCAGGGUUUACUUGAAUACGCUUUCAAAAUAUUGACAGUGAGAUCUGUGCAAUACUUUUUCCCAGAGACCUUUACAGUGUACUUCUAAUAUAACCAUUACUUUCAACCUGGCUCACCUCACAAACUCUCCUUCAGCCAUUAUAACCUUUAACAUUCUCUGAUUUAUGUAU